Molecule: messenger RNA, 2809 nt
Organism: Hippoglossus stenolepis (Pacific halibut)
Lineage: Eukaryota; Metazoa; Chordata; Actinopteri; Pleuronectiformes; Pleuronectidae
Gene: zdhhc14
Product: zinc finger DHHC-type palmitoyltransferase 14
Exons: 10
Coding region: 545-2083 (512 amino acids)
Biological process (GO): protein targeting to membrane; peptidyl-L-cysteine S-palmitoylation
Cellular component (GO): endoplasmic reticulum; Golgi apparatus
Molecular function (GO): protein-cysteine S-palmitoyltransferase activity
Source: RefSeq, a predicted model, not a curated record
AGGAGCCGGGGAGGCUGAGCUCCGUGUGGAUGUUUGUUGUUUGUGAGGGGGCAGCAGUGUGUGUGGAGGGGGACUCACGGAGGGUUGUCCACCGGCCUUCCUGCUGCAACUUUUCUCCCUCAGUACCGCGGUGGAGUGAUGCUGAUCCCCGGCGGCUGGUCGCUGUUCAUCGCUGUGAGACCCUCGGACCCUCGGCUGUGAGCUGGUGUUUUCUCCCGAGCAGCAGCGGGCGCUCAGGAUGCUGGAGCCCGCCUGAGAGAAGCUCCCCGCCGCCGUGUGCUCGUUCUCCGGAUCCCCCCCUUCUGGAUUUUUUAAAAACCAACUUCUUCUUCUUCGGCGACGAGCGGCUGUUUUCAAAACAGUUUUUUUUCGCCAUUUCAACUUCCAACCAUGGUGUUCUUCUUCGCUUCGUCCUCGGCUCGCAACAAACCCGGGUAACGACAGGAGCAGCUAGGCGACAACACCCCGACACGACGACCACCUUCCCCUCGAGGCGCAUCUGCCCCCGGAUUUAUUCAGCUGUGGAGAUUUUAAUCGGCCAUCGAUGCAUCUCGGGGUGUCUGAGUCCAUGAGAGAGUGCGAGUACAGUCAGAUCAGCACCCGCAGCUCCACGCCAAUGGAGACCCCUUACAAGAAGAGGACCCCGAAGAAGAAGAAGUGGGAGUCCUUCCCAGGUCGGAAUAAGUUUUACUGCGAUGGCAGGAUUAUGAUGGCCAAGCAGACGGGGGUCUUCUACCUCACCCUCGUCCUCAUCCUGGUGACUUGUGGACUCUUCUUCACCUUCGAUUGUCAGUUCCUGGCGCUACAGUUGACCCCGGUUAUCCCAGUCAUAGGAGGCGUGCUGUUUCUGUUUGUACUGGGGACACUGCUGCGAACCAGCUUCAGUGACCCGGGGGUGCUGCCCAGGGCCACCCCAGAUGAAGCAGCGGAUCUUGAGAGGCAAAUAGAUGUGGCUAAUGGUAGUACAGGCUACAGGCCUCCUCCCAGGACCAAGGAGGUGGUUAUCAACGGCCAGACAGUCAAACUGAAGUAUUGCUUCACCUGCAAGAUCUUCAGACCGCCACGUGCCUCCCACUGCAGCCUGUGUGACAACUGUGUGGAGCGGUUUGACCACCACUGUCCCUGGGUGGGAAACUGCGUGGGAAGGAGGAACUACCGUUUCUUCUACAUGUUCAUCCUUUCGCUGUCCUUCCUCACCAUCUUCAUCUUUGCCUUUGUCAUCACACACAUCAUUUUACGCUCCCAUCAAAGUGGGUUCCUCAAUGCACUAAAAGAGAGUCCUGCCAGUGUGCUGGAGGUGGUGGUGUGUUUCUUCUCCAUUUGGUCCAUAGUGGGCCUCUCAGGCUUCCAUACCUACCUGAUCAGCUCAAACCAGACCACCAAUGAAGAUAUAAAAGGGUCAUGGUCCUCUAAAAGAGGGAAGGACAACCAUAAUCCCUACAGCCAUGGCAAUAUAUUCACCAACUGCUGUGCAGCGCUGUGUGGACCCCUGCCACCGAGUCUAAUUGACAGACGGGGUUUUAUCCGAUCAGGCACACCACAGCUGGCACCACCCACCAAUGGCAUCACUAUGUAUGGGGCCACCCAGUCUCAGCAGAGCCACAUGUGUGAUCAAGACCAGUGCAUUCAAGGCACCAAAUUCGUUUUGCAGGCCGCCAACACCCCUCUCCUCCAGCAGCAGAGCAGCGAACCAGUCAUCCUGACGACCUCUCCCGAAAACGGAGUCUCUCUACCGGGCCGCAACUCCCUCAGCCUGUCCGGCCCGUGCACCUCGCUCCCCCUCGGGCAGCCAACGCCUCCAACGUCGACCCCCAGCCUCAGCUGCCACGAGGCCACAGACAUGUUACCAAUCCACGGACACAGCCACACACACACACACACACACAACCACAGCCACCCCCUUCAGGAGCCGCUGGCACACCACCACUAUCUCACUCCAGAGGAAGUGCCCUCGCCCCCAGGUAUGCUACCCUGCGGCAGCCCCCAUAGCCACACCAUGCAGGCCGGCUUCUACAACCCAGCCAGCCAGGACUCGCUACAUGAGGACUCUGUCAGAGGACUGGUAAAGCUCAGCUCCGUCUGACAAUGGAAUAUACCCCCAUCCCCCUCCACCACCUCUCCCCUAAAAACAUUCAUCCAACCCCUGAAACUGUGCCACUUUUGAACCACAUCUCCCCCUCCCUUUCUUCUCAGCAGGACAUGAGAUCUGGAGAAAAAACUGACUGUGGUUUAAAUUCAGCUGCUAGAAACUGUGGUAUGUGACUAAGUGAAACCAGUUGUCCUCAGCCAUUGUCUUGCCAAACCUCUCUGCUGGGACUGGGAGAUGGUUCCAUGUGUGGUGGAGUGUAUGACAACUCAGUCAUACACUUCUCUCAUUUUUUUUUGGUGUGUGUAUGUUUUAAAGUUCAAGGGAUCCCAUCCUCCAUCUUCCUGGAGACUGGACAGUGGAGCUUCGUGGCGAAUGUCCUUGAGCGUUGUCCAGCUAAAACAAGAAUCCAUGUUUUGACAGUAUAUAACAGUUCAUUGGUCAGAGAGCUGAAUGUCUGUCAGUGGAUCACACACCUGACUUUUUGUAAAACAAACUUUAGCCUAUUUGCCUGUUGCUGAUCGGACUUUUGUCUUCUGCCUUUUUUUCAUGGACAUUCUCAGCAGUGCAAUGGUUGAUGUCAUGUUGCAUAUCACCCUGCUUUUUAUCUGUUUAAAAAAAAAAAGAAUAAGAGACUGUUGUACUGUACCAUGGUUAUUGCAACACCUCUACAAAUUAUAUUUCCUGUGGAUAUUAAUAAAACACCAACUUUUUAUCAGAAAA